AUGGGAAAAGUGGGAAAUGGUGUUAAUGGCAGUGAAGAGGAGCAAGGAAUAGGUACAAGUGAUGAGAAUGGAGAGCAAAAUGUAGAGGGGAGAUUUUGUUGUUUCGGAUGUAAAGGAAAUUUUAUUGUUACUAGAUCAGGGGGGUCUGGAUCUGGAUUACAGGGUUUCGAAAGUGGUUAUGAUCUGUUGGUGGGUAUUGGGUUGAUAUCCUUUGAUGCUUAUGCUACGUUGUCAGUGUUGAACAAUCAUGAUAUAGUAGCAAGUUUCCUAGUCAAUAAGUCAGUUUCCUUGCUAGAGGACAAUAAAUUGAAGCUUCAAGAUGAUAUUUUUGAUGAGAUGAAUGUUCGCAAUACCAAGGUGGUUGUCCUGUCUCUAGAACCUUUGGCUGGAUCAAACAUAACAAAGGUUGUGUUUGGGGUUGAUCCUCUUAAAAAUGAUUCAAAAAUAUCAUCAACUGAUCAAAGUCUAAUCAGGGGCCUUUUUGAAUUGUUUGUUGUAAACGAAGCAUCUCUCAGACUGACCAAGUCCUUGUUCGGGGAUGCAUUCUCUUUUGAGGUGCUAAAAUUUCCCGGAGGAAUUACAAUUAUUCCACCGCAGAGUGCUUUUCUUUUGCAGAAAGUGCAGAUACCAUUCAACUUCACCUUGAACUUCUCUAUCUUACAAAUACGGGAAAAUUUUGCAGAGCUGAAAGGUCAACUGAUGGAAGGACUAAAUCUAACGCCCCGUGAGAACUUGUAUAUAAACUUAUGGAACUCACAAGGCUCAACGGUGGCUCCCCCUACUACUGUUUUGUCAUCAGUUCUACUGGUCAUUGGGAAUACCCCCAGGUUAAAGCAACUGGCUCAAACUAUCAGAGGUCAUUCAAAGAAUCUUGGCCUGAAUAACACUGUUUUUGGUAGAGUGAAGCAAGUUCGUCUAUCAUCCAUCUUGCAACAUUCACUCCAUGGUGGUGAAGGCAGUGCCCCUUCACCUUCUCCUACACCUCUUCCUCACCCCACUCACCACCACCACCACCACCACCACCACCACCACCACCAUCACCACCACCAUCACCACCACCACCACCAUCAUGAUGUCCAUGCUCCUGCAAUUUCACCUGUACCACCAACUAAGAGAAAUGCACCUGCCCCUGCGCCUGUUGAUGGUUCACCUGCACCUCAUAAGAGCAACGAAGCAAAGCCUCCUGGUUGUCAAUAUGGGUGUAACAGAAGGUUUCAAGGGAAUGGUGGAAAGGGGUCUCAUUUAGCCCCUUCAAAUGCACCUAGUGGUUCUGCUCACUUUUCUGCUACCUCACCACAACCCAACAAUGGUCCACCUGCAGUAGCGCCAACCUCUUCCCCGAUUUCGCGAACAAUUCCUUCAUCUAGUCCUUUGCCAAAUGUAGUUUUUGCCCAUUCUCAGCCACCAUCAAGGGGUAAAUCUGAUGAGCAUUCUGACACAAUGCCAUCAGUUUCGCCAUCACCAUCGCCAUCUUCAUGUGAGUGCAUUUAA
Molecule: messenger RNA, 1491 nt
Organism: Dovyalis caffra
Lineage: Eukaryota; Viridiplantae; Streptophyta; Magnoliopsida; Malpighiales; Salicaceae
Source: the annotation of a GenBank genome assembly